GCUGCCAUUCCCGGCGGGGCGGCGCGUCCCACCCGGUGCCUCCGGCUCGAAAGCGAAAGCGAAACCGUUCGGGGCCACACCGGGACGACGACAGCGGCAGGGAAGUGAGGGAAGCAUCGCGGAGCUGCCGCUGGAGCCGGUCCCGCACCGGGGCCAUGGCACCGCCGCUGCUGCAGCUGCUCUGCGGCACCGCCGCUCUCCUGCUGCUCCGCUCCGCCGCCGACACCGCGCACUGCAGCCGCCCCAAGGCCGUGGCCAACGCUCGCAUCGAGGUUGGGAACCGCACGGAGCUGAAUUCCCGCCUGCGCUACUCCUGCAACCCCGGAUACAAACGGAAAGCCGGGACCUCCAACCUCAUCCAGUGCAUCCUCUGGAACGGCUCCGAGCCCCGCUGGACCGACCCCACGCUCCAGUGCAUCCGAGAUCCGUCUCUUUCCUGGGAAACCCCCGGCACGGAGACCACAACCCAGAGAGGUGAGGAACAGAAUUGGGAUUGGGAUUGGGCUUGGAGCUGCCUGGGAGCAAAGUCACAGCUACCAGGGUGUGGAAACCACAACAUUCCCAUGCUGGGAUCAGAUUCACCCCAUGAGGUGAAAUCCCAGUGAAUUCUGUAGCUGUUGGACGAGGGAAUGGAAAUAACGGCGCUGCCUAUCGAUUUUGGGAAUUUAAACAUUCCCCACUCUUUUCCCAGCAGGUACCACCGGUGCCAGCCUGAAUUCCAGCCCCUCUCCAGCUUCCAGUCAGUCACCUGUGCCACCAGCACCUGAUGGGCUGUCACCAGACGGAUCCAGGCCACCAGAGAUGAUUCCAACACCGGACAC
Taeniopygia guttata (zebra finch) is the source of this 821-nucleotide messenger RNA. NCBI's taxonomy places the organism in Eukaryota, Metazoa, Chordata, Aves, Passeriformes, Estrildidae. The record is from RefSeq and is a predicted model, not a curated record.